GCGUAAGAUCCCGAAGAAAACCCCAGCAGCAGAGGUCGAAUUGCGGGCUUUGGACCUCGCCAAGGCGGACUUGGAGGAGUAUGCGGCCCAGCGAUCGAAGGUGCUGUUGGACAAGUGGGACUAUUAUGAGGCGUUGCGGUUGGUGGAUGAGUUGGCGGAGGCGAAGUUCUUCGAGGAUAGGACCUUCGGCAUAUGGAGGCAUGGUGGAGCGGUUGGUUGGACAACAGCGUUCAAGGAGUUCCCGGACGUGGCAAGGGUAAUGGCUAAGGUGGUGUUGGAGCUGGAGCCGGAGGCUACCUUCACUGCUAUUUGCGUCAUGAGAAAUUCUCAGCGAGGACAACAUCGCGAUAGCAACAACGACGAGAAGGCCAACAACUAUCUAGUGAUCGUGUUUGUGGACAAGUUGAGGUGCACAACGUUUAGCCCCCGCAAGCGACAUGAAGUUCUACCCUGGGAAGGAACACGCACGAUGAUGGUGGCUUAUACACCGCAGGCCAUGGGCAAGAUAACUCAAGAGAUGAUUCAGCAGCUUGAAGAUCAUGGCUAUGUACCUCCACUUUCUCAACUACCAGAGUAUUUCAUCUUGGAAGAGCAGAGGGCUCCGAGAGUGUGCCCGAUCAAUGUGGUUGAGGAGGAGGCCCACCAGGAGGACCUGACGCCCAUAGCCGACAAUGAUCAGGAGUGGGAUAUGUUCUUGGACGUUGAGGAUGGGAUGGUCAAGGUUUCUCCCGAAGCAACGGCUCUACUACGACCUAGAGUGGCGAAGGUGGAAGUGAACUAUACCCCUGACAUUGAGGACGUGAUCAAUAGUCUAAAGGGUCCACUCGAAGUCACCCACACUGUGGAUCCAAAAGAUGCAAUGGCUCAUCUAUCUCUAUGGAAGGAUGCUAUCGCCAAGGAGAUGAACACCGUCGAGGUCGCUAUAUCAAGACUGCAAGUGGGGACACCUGAAAGGAGAGAAUGGUUACAAAACCCGCGUGCACAACGGCUUCCAACAAAGAUGGUGUUUACGAUCAAGCCAAAUUCCAAAGCAGAGUUGACCAACAGGGCCACAUGGGUGAAAAGGAAGGUUCGUCUUGUCGUCUGCGGGAACUUCGCAGCUUCGGAAACUAUGUCACUAUACACCGAGGCCGCCCCUUCUGAAGCAGUACGUACUGGUCUGGUCAUAGCAAAGCGAGAGGGAUGGUCAGUGGGAAUUAUCGACAUAGUCGCCGCCUUCUUAAAGACUCCCAUUGGGGAUGACGAGGGGGAUCCAGUUAUUGUAGCUACACCACCGAAAUUGCUACAGGAGCUGAACUUGAUCCAGGCUAGUGAACUAUGGGGCCUGGUGCGAGCUCUCUACGGUCUGAGGCAGUCUCCAGUCCUUUGGUCGCGGCACCGAGAUAGAAGGAUGGAUGCUAUGAAGCCACCAACUGGAUUUGCGAUGAUGCGUGGACGUACUAUUUCAAGUUGGUGGUCAGUGCGGGAUGCAAGAGGAAGGCUGUCAGCAGUGAUCCUCAUAUACGUCGAUGACUACCUGAUCUUAGGACCGCCAAGGCUUAUUCAGAUGCUAACCGACAUGAUCCAGCAAGAGUGGGACACUUCAGAUUUGAGCAUUCUCUCUGAAGAGAACGCAGUGAAGUUCCUUGGGAUGGAGUUAACCCUACGGGGCGAGGAGAUGUACCUCAGCCAACAGGGCUAUAUCGAGGAGCUCAUCC
Messenger RNA from Symbiodinium sp. CCMP2456, 1697 nucleotides. NCBI's taxonomy places the organism in Eukaryota, Dinophyceae, Suessiales, Symbiodiniaceae. The record is from the annotation of a GenBank genome assembly.